UCGAUGUGGGAUGAGGAUAGAAACAUGGCGGCGGCUCUGGUCCAGAUGUCCUGUCGGUACCGGGGCAUGUUAGCGGUGAGAGCCACCGGGAUCCGGACUCUGAUCCCCGGCCUGGUCCCGGUCCAGUUCAGGGCCUUUUCUGUGCGGAAGGAUCCGGAUCUGGAGGAAAACCCGUUCUACCAGAAGUACCAGGACAAGAUCCGGCAGCUGCGGAGUUCUAAACCUCAGGAGUUCAAGGCUCGGCUGGAGAAUCGACACCAGACCAAACAGGAAGUCCUGGGUCGUUCCAAACAGGCUGAGUUUGUGAAGCUGAUGGAGCAGGAGCUGGAGCAACGGGACAGGAAGUCAGGUGACCAACAGUCAGCUGUGUUCAGGAAAAACAAGACUCUGGACUCCAUCUUGAACCUGGACAUGAUUCAGGAUAAAACAGGUGAAGACAUCUCACAGCUCUGGAUGAAGUACUUCUCGACCCAGGACACGAUCAGCGCCGUGAUACCGACUCACACGUAUGAGCUGAUCCACAGCAGAGCUCAGAGCUGUCCCAUGUUCCUGUACGCUCUACCUCAGAUGGAUGGUUACGAGUUCUUCGUGGGUCAGUGGUCCGGACACCAGUUGCACUUCACCUCCCUGAUCAACGUCCAGACUCUGGGUGAGAACGCCCCCAGUCAGCUGAUCCUCUACCAUUACCCCGAGCUGAAGGACCGAGGCCUGGUCCUGAUGACGGCCGAGCGCGACAACAACUUCAUAACGCUGCAUCAGGCUCAGUGUUUGGCCAAUCAGGUGCAGCUGUUCUACGGCUCUCAGAGACAGGAAACGUUCCGAUUGGUGGAGACGUUUAACCACACCCCCGCGGACUUUAAGCACAUGGCGGUGAUCGCAGAACUGGAACAGAGCGGACUGGGACCGGGACUGAACCAGAAGCAGGAUAAACCAGGACAGAACCAGACCCCAGAGAGCUGAGGGGAGCCAGAUGGACCAGGUCUACAGACAGACCCAGAUAAACCAGGAUGGGAGUGUGAUACACACCUGGACUGAUCAUGUGAUCACACAGGAGACUGUCAAUCAAUACUUGUUAACAGGACCGAAUGUGGACCUGAAACCAGAAUAAAACCCACAGAGUAUG
Messenger RNA from Sphaeramia orbicularis (orbiculate cardinalfish), 1123 nucleotides. It is a transcript of the gene atpaf1, whose product is annotated as ATP synthase mitochondrial F1 complex assembly factor 1. The transcript has 9 exons. Gene Ontology annotation, cellular component: mitochondrion. The record is from RefSeq and is a predicted model, not a curated record. The coding region runs from base 4 to 960 and encodes 318 amino acids. Lineage: Eukaryota; Metazoa; Chordata; Actinopteri; Kurtiformes; Apogonidae. Gene Ontology annotation, biological process: mitochondrial proton-transporting ATP synthase complex assembly.